AUGAUCGUGCUGCUCCAUGCAUACCGCCUGGGGUUCAGCGCGUGGCAGACCGCCGUGAUGUUCACGCUGUACGAGGUGGCGGGCGUGGUGACCAACCUGCUGGCCGGACUGAUGGGCGCCAAAUGGGGCAUCAAGACGACACUGCUGACGGGCUUGACGCUGCAGCUGGCCGGCAUAGGCAUGUUAUUUGGCUGGCGCUCGGAGUGGUCGACCCCUGAGUACCAGGGAACCGCCAUCAUCUUCGUAACGGUGGCCCAGAUGCUGUGCGGCGUGGCGAAGGACCUCACCAAGCUCGGCGGCAAGACCGUCACAAAGCUAGUCACGCCGGAUGAGCAGCAGGUGGGUGGCCCCACGGCUGCACACCUGGAGGUGCAGAGCCGGUUGUUCAAGAUUGUGUCUUUCAUCACCGGCUUCAAAAACAGCAUGAAGGGUGUGGGCUAUUUCAUCGGUGCCGCCGCGCUGACCUACAGCUACUACUUUGCCCUGGGCAUCCUGCUCGCCCUCAUCGUCGCCGCCAUGCCCUGGGCCGCGGUCGGGCUCAGCAACCAGCUGGGCCGCGCCCGCAAGGAGAACAUCACGCUGCGCACGCUGCUGCUGCAGCGCCACAACGUCAACGUGCUCAGCGCCGCGAGGUUCUUCCUGUUUGGCUGCAGGGACAUGUGGUUCGAGGUGCCCCUGCCCUUCUUCCUGCGGGACGCGCGGUACGGCUUUGGCUGGGAGCGCGUGGUGGUCGGGGCGGUGCUGGCGGCAUUCAUCAUUGGAUACGGCCAGGUCCAGUCCUGGACGCCUCAGGCCGUGCUGCAGCCGCUGCGCCAGUCCCCCGCCAACAAGUACGUCGCCCUGCUCUGGAACGCCGCCCUGGUGCUGUGCCCCGCGUACCUGGCGGCGGUGCUGCUGGGUAGCAACAUCUACAGCGGGCGCGACAUGCCGGCCAUGAUCGGGACGUUCAUCCCGGGGCUGGCGGCGUUCUGCGUUGUUUUCGCCGUCAACUCCAGCGUGCACAGCUACCUGAUCGUGCGCUAUGCCGAGGGCGACAAGGUGGCCAUGAACGUGGGCUUCUAUUACAUGGCUAACGCCAUGGGACGCCUCACAGGCACGCUGGCAUCCGGCGCCCUGUACACGUUCACGGGCGCCACCCUGGUGCAGGGCUUUGGCCACUGCUUCCUCGCGUCCACGGCGUUUGCGGCCGUGUCGACGCUGAUCACCACAUUGAUUCGGGACGACAAAGGCGGCCUGGCCUGCGGCGCGUGCCUGCAGCUCGUGGCGCCGCCCCGCGACACAGCUGAGGCUGCUUCAGUGGCAAAGAUCGCGCGCCCUGACAGUGGCAUCAGCAAGGGACCUGUGCACAGUAGGAGCAAGGCGGCCGCGACAGUGGCCUUUGGCUUGAAGCUGCUGGCAGAGCCUGCAUCCAUUUGA
Messenger RNA from Monoraphidium neglectum, 1416 nucleotides. Its product is annotated as major facilitator transporter. NCBI's taxonomy places the organism in Eukaryota, Viridiplantae, Chlorophyta, Chlorophyceae, Sphaeropleales, Selenastraceae. The transcript has 11 exons. The record is from RefSeq and is a predicted model, not a curated record. The coding region runs from base 1 to 1416 and encodes 471 amino acids.